UUGGAAAUAUGAAGUGGUGCGACCUUGUUGCGCCACUGGCGGGGGUGGGGGAGACAAUAUGCAUUGUCUACUGGGAGGUUCUUAUAUAUACCAAGUAGGCUAAGAGACCUGCAGUCAAUUUUUUUUCUUGGAAAAUAACAUGAAGUUUUGGGUGGCGGCGAUUUUUGUGCAGGGGGCGGUGGCGGCGGCGGUCGUCGGCCGAGGGGAGCAUGCCGUCGAUUAUUACUCACACCCAAAAUACGCUUUCAAAUAUGGAGUUUCCGAUCCGCAUACGGGUGACCAAAAGGCCCAGACCGAGGUCCGCGACGGCGACGUCGUCAAAGGCCAGUACUCCCUGGUGGAGCCCGACGGUAGCAUUCGCACAGUGGACUACGUGGCCGACCCUGUGAACGGGUUCAACGCCGUGGUGUCGAAAAGCGCGCCAUCUUUGCACCUUCCACCUGUCAAACAUGUUCCAGCUAUUGUUAAACAGGUGGCGCCGGUAGUCAGACCUGUGUAUGCUAAGGUGGCACAGCCUGUAGUCAACGCCGUCUACACCUCUUCCAUAGGUUCAGCUUACAAAGGCCCGUUUUAUGGUGACUAUGACGCUUAUGGCUACGCCAACUACGACCUGGAUGCCCUCUAUGACAUUCCCAGCCACCACUACUAGCCAAAACCUAGAUUUAAGUCGAUUAUAUUUUUGUACAGUUUUAAUAAGUGUAACAAAGUUCGUCAAUAAAACAAGGCCAGUUUUGAGUAAAA
Molecule: messenger RNA, 741 nt
Organism: Tribolium castaneum (red flour beetle)
Lineage: Eukaryota; Metazoa; Arthropoda; Insecta; Coleoptera; Tenebrionidae
Product: cuticle protein 19
Exons: 4
Coding region: 140-649 (169 amino acids)
Cellular component (GO): extracellular matrix
Source: RefSeq, a predicted model, not a curated record